GUUUUCAGCUACUAAUGUUACAAACAAUAAAAUAUUGGAGCAUAGAGUGGAGGAAAAGGCUUAAACCAGAUUUUUCUUUAGUUAGUUUAAAAUAUGGACCCUGAAGCAAGGAGAAAAGAAAUUAUCAAAGUGACACCUCUUCAACAAAUGCUUGCCUCUUGUACUGGAGCUAUACUGACGUCGCUAAUGGUGACACCUCUGGAUGUUGUUAAAAUUCGACUCCAAGCCCAAAGCAACCCACUCACCAAAGGAAAAUGUUUUCUGUAUAGUAAUGGACUCAUGGAUCACCUAUGUGUCUGUGAAGAGGGAGGCAACAAACUAUGGUAUAAGAAGCCAGGAUGUUUCCAGGGAACAUUGGAUGCCUUUUUGAAAAUCAUUCGAAAUGAGGGCAUUAAAUCCCUGUGGAGUGGCCUUCCUCCUACCCUAGUGAUGGCAGUUCCUGCUACAGUUAUUUAUUUUACCUCCUAUGAUCAAUUAAGUGCUCUUCUUAGAUCUAAAUUGGGAGAAAAUGAAACCCACAUACCAAUUGUUGCUGGAACUGUGGCCAGACUUGGUGCAGUCACUGUGAUAAGUCCAUUAGAAUUGAUUAGAACCCAGAUGCAGUCUAAGAAGUUUUCGUACGAGGAACUACAUCGAUUUGUCAGCAAGAAAGUGUCUGAAGAUGGUUGGAUUUCCCUUUGGAGAGGGUGGGCGCCCACUGUUCUUAGAGACGUACCUUUCUCAGCAAUGUACUGGUAUAACUAUGAAGUUUUAAGGAAGUGGUUGUGUGAGAAAUCUGGUUUAUAUGAACCAACAUUUAUGAUCAACUUCACUUCAGGGGCAUUAUCUGGUUCUUUUGCAGCUGUUGCAACUUUACCAUUUGAUGUGGUCAAAACACAGAAGCAGACACAACUUUGGAUAUAUGAAAGUCAUAAAAUGUCUGUGCCUUCAAAUAUGUCAACGUGGGUUAUAAUGAAGAACAUUGUUGGUGAAAAUGGACUUUCUGGAUUAUUUACAGGCCUAAUUCCUCGUUUAAUUAAAGUUGCUCCUGCUUGUGCCAUUAUGAUCAGUACCUAUGAAUUUGGGAAGGCUUUUUUCCAGAAACAGAAUAUUCAAAGACAGCAAUACUAGAUAAUAAUGUUGUUUCAAUUGGACAUGAUAACAAUAGCCAAAUAAUAAAAUGGAGACUGUUAAGCAAGAACUUUUUCCACUAUUAUCCAACAGUGAUUUGAUGUUUUUCUCUACUGUAAUUUAAGUGAAUAGUU
Messenger RNA from Orycteropus afer afer, 1244 nucleotides. It is a transcript of the gene SLC25A40, whose product is annotated as solute carrier family 25 member 40. NCBI's taxonomy places the organism in Eukaryota, Metazoa, Chordata, Mammalia, Tubulidentata, Orycteropodidae. Gene Ontology annotation, biological process: mitochondrial transmembrane transport. The record is from RefSeq and is a predicted model, not a curated record.